AGAUUCGCGGUGGGUCCCAUUUCCUACGAUGAUUCGCUUCGUCAAUCCUACACAACCAUCGCAUUCGCACACGAUUUUUAAACCAUGCGCCACUACUAGUCCAUGCUCUGACCAUAUAUAAUGCGCCGGCGGUGCGCAUGGAGAUAAGCUACGCAUCGCCAAGUUUCUCCGACCUCUCCGCCGCCGCCAGCUCCUCCAUGCCGUCGUCGGUCACCGCCGCCCGUCCCGUCAGGAUCAUCCCCCUGCAGCACCCGACCGCCACGUCCUCCUCGCCCACGCCGACUGAAGCCUUCGCGCGCUGGGCCGCGAGGCUCCGGCGAAUGACGUGGCUCGAAUGGAUCGAGUUCUGCCUUCCGUGCGUCCGUUGGAUUCGCACAUACAAAUGGCGCGAGUAUUUGCAGGUCGAUCUCAUGGCCGGAAUCACCGUCGGCGUCAUGCUCGUUCCUCAGUCGAUGUCGUAUGCGAAAUUGGCUGGACUUCAACCGAUAUAUGGACUCUACUCUGCUUUUGUGCCGAUAUUUGUAUAUGCUAUAUUUGGGUCUUCUCGCCAGCUUGCAGUAGGCCCGGUGGCAUUGGUUUCUCUCUUGGUCUCUAAUGUGCUAGGUAGCAUAGUUGAUUCAUCCAGUGAAUUAUACACACAGCUGGCAAUAUUACUGUCCCUUAUGGUUGGGAUAAUGGAGUGCAUAAUGGGAAUCUUGAGGCUUGGGUGGCUGCUUCGUUUCAUUAGCCAUUCAGUGAUUUCUGGCUUUACAACUUCUUCAGCUAUUGUCAUCGGUUUAUCUCAAGCGAAAUACUUCUUGGGGUAUGAUAUAGACAAAAGUAGCAAGAUCAUUCCGGUGGUUAAGAGUAUAAUAGCUGGUGCAGAUAAGUUUUCAUGGCCCCCUUUUUUGAUGGGAUGCAUUAUGCUUGCAAUACUACUUGUUAUGAAACACCUGGGAAAAUCGAGGAAGUACUUGCGAUUCAUGAGAGCUGCAGGUCCUCUUACAGCAGUAGUUCUUGGAACAAUUUUUUCAAAAAUAUUUCAUCCAUCAUCAAUUUCUUUGGUGGGAGAUAUACCUCAAGGCCUACCAAAUUUUUCUGUGCCAAAAGCUUUUGAGUAUGCACAGUCCUUAAUUCCAACUGCUCUUCUCAUAACUGGUGUGGCAAUAUUGGAAUCUGUGGGAAUUGCCAAGGCAUUAGCAGCGAAGAAUGGGUACGAGUUGGAUUCAAACCAAGAGUUGUUUGGUCUUGGUGUUUCCAAUGUUCUUGGUUCAUUCUUUUCAGCAUACCCCACUACAGGAUCCUUUUCAAGGUCAGCUGUAAAUCAUGAAAGUGGUGCAAAAUCUGGAGUAUCUGGAAUUGUUUCAGGAAUUAUAAUUACGUGUGCACUUUUGUUUCUAACACCAUUGUUUGAGUACAUACCCCAGUGUGCUCUUGCUGCCAUUGUGAUCUCUGCUGUCAUUGGCUUGGUAGAUUAUGAGGAGGCCAUUUUUCUGUGGCGUGUAGAUAAGAAAGAUUUUCUUCUUUGGACCAUUACCAGCAUUACAACAUUGUUCCUUGGUAUUGAGAUUGGUGUCCUUGUUGGGGUUGGGGUUUCACUUGCUUUUGUCAUUCAUGAGUCAGCCAAUCCACAUAUCGCUGUUUUGGGUCGUUUGCCCGGGACAACUGUUUAUAGAAAUGUUAAACAGUAUCCUGAAGCAUAUACAUACAAUGGAAUUGUAAUUGUUCGCGUCGAUGCUCCAAUUUAUUUUGCAAACACAAGUUACAUAAAGGACAGGUUGCGUGAAUAUGAAGUUCAUGUUGAUAGUUCUAAAAGCCGUGGACCUGAGGUUGAGAGAAUUUAUUUUGUGAUUCUAGAGAUGGCACCUGUGACCUAUAUAGAUUCCAGUGCUGUUCAGGCUUUGAAAGAUUUGUAUCAGGAGUACAAAUUACGGGAUAUUCAGAUUGCAAUAUCCAAUCCAAGCCCAGAAGUUCUGCGUACCUUGUCAAAAUCGGGUCUGGUGGAGUUGAUAGGCAAAGAAUGGUACUUUGUGAGAGUACAUGACGCUGUUCAAGUUUGCUUGCAGCAUGUUCAAAGCUUGAAAGUUGGAUCAAACAGUUCACAAUCAGAAGACAAACCAGGUUUCUUAUCGCGGUUAUUUAAAGAGAGAGGGGAGAACCUUUCGAUUACUGACUUGGAGUCUGGUAAUGGCAGGCCUCCACUCCCCAGGGACAGAGAUUCCCAAUUGGAGCCAUUGUUGCCAAAAGAACGUUGAAGUCUGAUUUGUAUCGUAUAGUAGAAAAAUGUAUUUAGUCAUUCUUUCAACAAAAAAAAAGAAAAUCCAAUGAGUAGGUUAAACCCGGUGUAAUCAAGCCAGUGUUUAAAAAUAAUGUGUAAUAUUCGAUUGGUCGAUUGUUGUAAAAUGUACUAGAUGAAUUUUUAAGAAUGGAUUUUAUUGUGUAACUCUAGUUUCAUCCAUGCAUAGUAAGUAAUCCAAUCAGCUUAUAUGCCCUUA
Molecule: messenger RNA, 2474 nt
Organism: Cajanus cajan (pigeon pea)
Lineage: Eukaryota; Viridiplantae; Streptophyta; Magnoliopsida; Fabales; Fabaceae
Product: putative sulfate transporter 4.2
Biological process (GO): sulfate transmembrane transport
Cellular component (GO): membrane
Molecular function (GO): secondary active sulfate transmembrane transporter activity
Source: RefSeq, a predicted model, not a curated record